AUGAGCAUCAGUUUGGGACGCAAUGCGCCGUUGUCCCCAAUCUCUAUAGGCGGUAGCGACUACUCUGUUUCCAAGUACCAACCUGACGACGGCCCCUUUCCCAAUCCCAACGGUCGCUCCAAUCUUGCAUCGCCCCCGAAUUCGGGCGGCUCCAACGGCGCCAUGAGCAUGAACGGUUUUCCAAACCCUCCUAUGGGCGGCCCGGGUCCAGGACCAGGCCAAGGCCCUGGCCCAGGUCCUAGAAGCACUGGAGGACCAUCGCCGCCUGCUUCAAUUGCGCGAUCAAGUAACGGCACCCAGCUCUAUGCUCGCAGCGAAGGCCGUAACAGUGUCCGCGGCGACCUCGACGAGGCCGUUCUCAGUGAGCACUACGUCGCUCUGCGCAUCUUUCUUAACACCCGCGAUCCCAAUCACAAACAACAACCGAACAAAGCUCGCGACAAGCUUCUGCGCCUUUCCUCAGUUCAAUUUUAUGAGCUUAGUACCGAUGUUUUUGACGAAUUGAUAAGACGACAGGCCGCUGCUAGGGCGCCUCCGAAUGCACCAAAUGGCCCUCCUUCGUUCCUGAUGCCCGAGAAUAACUUCCACCCCAAGCGAAACCAGGCUCGUCAAAGACUAUCUUCCCUUGGCCCUCCACGAUUCCGAGACCUGGCUGCCGAUGUAUAUCACGAACUUGAACGUAGAUUCCCUCGCUUCGUGGGAGCCGACCUUGCUCGUACAGGAAGUCCCAUGUCCAUGAGAGGACCAGGCACUCCGAUCAACGGCAACUUCCCCCCAAGAGCUCAGAGCCGUAUGAGGAGACCUUCUGAUGCCCAGUCUAUGAGAGGACCUGGAGAUGGUUACGGAAUGCCAGCCUCUCCAGGUGGCCAGAAUGGCGAUUACGGACGUCCUACACCGAAACAGCUCAACCAGAAUAAUACAAUCGUUCCCAACAAAAGCAUUAUGCUUGAGGAAGACGACGAAGGUGAAGGAUACGCAGACCAGGACCCCAAUCGCGAGAGCAAGAGGAGUGUCGGCAGCGGUGUAAUGUCAGAGGCCGAUAGAAAAGCAUUGGAGGAUUCCCAGAACCAGGUACGAGAACUACAGGAGAAACUUGAGAGCAUGGAAGAUGCUUGGAAGAAGGAGAAGGAUGAGAUGAACGGCGCUUUGGACCAAGAACGUUCACGAGCUGCUGCUACCAACCUUGAGAAGCAAGAGUGGAGCGAUUUACGACUCAACCUUGAGAACAAACUGGCUGAGGCGCAGAACCUGAACGACUCGAUGAAGCAAGAAUUGCAGCGCGUACGAGAUGAUCACGAAACAGAGAUUCAGAGACUCAGAGACGAUAUGGAUGCAGCACAUCAAACAGAACGAAGUGUUGGGCAUGGCGCAUCAGACUCUGAACUUCAGCGGGAAAAUGAUGAGCUUCGACAGGAACUCCGAGAACAACAGCAGGUCACGGACGAGGUUAGAAAAGAGGCACAGGAGUUCUUGCUCGAGAUGCGAGAGCUUUCUCAGCAAAGCGGCACGACACACGAGCGACACGCAGAGCUUGAGAAGAAGAUUGAGAGGCUUGAGCGCGAGGUUCACGAAUGGAAGAACCGUUACGCUGGAGUCAAGACUCAGCUACGACACAUGCGGGCAACCUCUGCUGGUCCUGGUAUUGAACACGACGCGGCCAAGCACGUCCGCGAGCAGGGCUUCGUGGACGAGCGUGGCAUGGUCAAAGAUGUUCAUGUCACCAAAUUCCAAAUCGCGAUUGAUGAGCUUCUGCAAAAGGCUCGAACUGAGGAUCCUGAAAAGGUCGUUGACGCUAUGAAACUCGUCGUCGUUAGCGUGCGCCGCAUUACCAAGGAUAUUCAGGUGCCCCAGACCGAUGAUGAGGAGUUUCUCCAACAGCAGACCAAGUUGAGGUCCAAGGUGUCCUUGACCGCAAACAACUUUAUCACGGCCUCCAAGAACUUCGCGUCCAGCGCUGGGAUGUCCCCAGUUUCUUUGCUCGAUACCGCAGCAUCGCACUUGGCCGCUGCCAUUGUUGAUCUGCUCCGUCUGGUCAAGAUUCGAACGACCCCUGCCGAGGAGCUGGACGAUGACGAUGGAACCGUAACGCCUGCGGAUUCCAGCGCUCUCUUUUCACCGGUUGCUACUGAGCAUCCUGUCAGUAUCCAGGACAGACUGCCGCCUCCCGCUCCCUUUCAAGGUCUGAGUGGUAUGCGAACUAGUAUUGACUCAUCGGCAUAUAGCCCUCUGGGCUCACCUCGCCAGUCCGCUGAGCCAUACUCUCACCAAAGAUCCAUGUCUAAAGCCAGUGCGGUACCAAUCGGCCUCGGGCAACCUAUUGCAAACAACCAAUCCAAUGGACGAGUUGCUCCGCAGCUGGAUCCCCGAGCCGCCGAAGAUCUCAAGCUCUUUCUCGAGGAACAGAAUUCCAUCCUAUCAGCCGAAAUCCAGAGACUUGUAAACACCGUCCGCGGAGAUGCCGACAUGCGCCGGAUUUCCGAAGACAUUGGUUCCAUCAACGGUAUUGUCAGCGAUAUCAUUGCGGAAUCGCAAGCAUGCGGCCUUGGCGAAUCAGCAGCCCAGUUGGCUCAAUGUCGAGAACGCCUACUAGAGUCUGCUGAUCAGGGUCAAGACAUGUCCAACAUGGGCGUGGCGACCAACGCACACGAGUGGCGUAUGUGGGUGCAGACAUUACCACCCAUUGCAUUCGGUCUGGCACGCGAGACCAAGGAUCUUAUCCAACAAGCAGACGACAUGGCCAGACCCGGACGACCUGAUGACUUUUCGUAA
This is a messenger RNA of Fusarium venenatum, 2769 nucleotides long. RefSeq lists its product as uncharacterized. Gene Ontology annotation, cellular component: cell cortex of growing cell tip; actomyosin contractile ring. The record is from RefSeq and is a predicted model, not a curated record. NCBI's taxonomy places the organism in Eukaryota, Fungi, Ascomycota, Sordariomycetes, Hypocreales, Nectriaceae. Gene Ontology annotation, molecular function: MAP kinase scaffold activity.